UAUAUCGUCCCAGUUUUUAAGAAAGGUGAUAAGAACGACCCCGACAACUAUAGAGGUAUAACCCUGGUCAGCUGUUUGGGAAAAUUGUUCACUUCUAUUUUAAAUGACAGGCUUCUAAAAUUAGAUGAAGAAAAUACCGUUAUUUCUGAUGCGCAGUUUGGUUUCAGAAAACAUAUGUCCACAGUUGAUGCUAUUUUUAUAUUACAGUUUUUGAUAAAUCGAGCACUGAAAAAUAAGAAACGAUUAUAUUGCUGCUUUGUAGACUAUAAAAAGGCUUUUGAUUUUAUAAAUAGAAAAAAUUUGUGGUACAAGCUAAUUAAACAGGGCAUAGAAGGCAAAAUGUUGGCAGUUAUAAGAUCUUUAUAUGACAACGUUAAAUGCUGUGUGAAAUACAAUAACGUAAUUUCUGAGUAUUUCGGGUGUGUAAACGGCCUAUUGCAAGUUCAGAUAUGGGUGGAUUAACGGAAGUUUCGAGUAACAAAAUAUUUGGUGGUUGGCAGAAAGUCUACAGUCAUGAAAGUGAAGAAGUAAAAUGCACUAUGAAGUUUGGUAUUUAUUUACCGCCGCAAGCUGACGGUGGAAAAGUUCCCGUCUUAUACUGGCUUUCUGGUCUGACGUGCACUGAGCAGAACUUUGUAACCAAAGCCGGUGCUCAGAGAUACGCAUCAGAACACGGAAUAAUUGUUGUCGCACCAGACACAAGCCCUCGUGGUUGUAAUAUUGAGGGUGAAGAUGACAGCUACGACUUUGGUUCUGGAGCUGGUUUUUAUGUUGAUGCCACUCAAGACAAGUGGAAGAAAAAUUACAGGAUGUAUUCCUACAUUACCAAGGAGCUUCCUGCAUUGAUUAAUAGCAAUUUCCCUGCCAUUCCCGACAAGCAGUCAAUAUUUGGACAUAGUAUGGGAGGUCAUGGUGCGUUGAUCUGUAGCCUGAAGAACCCAGGACAGUACCGGUCGGUCAGCGCUUUCUCACCCAUCUGUAACCCAAUCGAGUGUCCAUGGGGGGUGAAGGCUUUCUCGGGCUAUCUCGGAGCUGACAAAAAAACAUGGAAGGAUUAUGAUGCAUGUCACUUGGUGAGAAAGUACAACGGGCCUCCGCUAAAUAUUCUUGUUGAUCAGGGAAGUGCGGACAAUGUUCUGGCUGACAAGCAGCUGCUUCCAGAUAACUUGGUGACUGCCUGCAGUGAGAAUAAAGUUCCAGUCAUAUGUAGAAAACACGAGGGUUAUGAUCACAGCUAUUUCUUCAUUGUUACUUUCAUGGAAGACCACAUCAAACAUCAUGCAAAUUACUUGAAAGCUUGAAAAUUCCCGUUACAGCUCUGUCUGUUUAUUAAGCAGUCAAUGAGCGAAGCUGUUGCAUUAAUUUCGAACAUUUCAACCAAUCGGUGAAUCUGUUAUAUCAUAUGUUGAAAAGCUCAUCAUGGCAACCGGUGAUUAAAUCUGCUAUCAUGUCUACUAUUUGAAAGCUAAAAUUUUCUACCAAUGACUGAAUCUGUUAUAUUUCCUGUUGAUCGGUUUGUAAACUCUAUCAACGUGCCCAUAUCCCACAAGAGGUUCGGGUACUACUUUCCUGUUAGAAAGCUGACCUUUUCUACCUAUGACAGAAUCUGUUAUAUUUACUGUUGGAAAACUGAACAUUUCAACCAGUAAUUGAAUCCGUUACAUCUAGUGUUGGAAAGUUUAAUUUUUUUAACCAAUGACUGAAAGUCUGAAUUUGUUACAUCACAGGCCAA
Messenger RNA from Gigantopelta aegis, 1732 nucleotides. RefSeq names its product S-formylglutathione hydrolase-like. Gene Ontology annotation, cellular component: cytosol. Gene Ontology annotation, molecular function: S-formylglutathione hydrolase activity. The record is from RefSeq and is a predicted model, not a curated record. Gene Ontology annotation, biological process: formaldehyde catabolic process. NCBI's taxonomy places the organism in Eukaryota, Metazoa, Mollusca, Gastropoda, Neomphalida, Peltospiridae. Bases 450 to 1301 code for a protein of 283 amino acids. The transcript is spliced from 10 exons.